UCUGACACUCACCAGGAUACCCUCUCUCGAUGCCACGAAACCGUUCUUCUUUCGAUCCAUUUUGUUAAACAAUCAGCGCGACACUGUCGUUGACAGUCGACCUACGACAUUAUUCACCUUUUUCUUCGUGCAUUUUCCCACCUCGUGGCCGGGUGACGCCGAGGCUGCAGGGGCUUUCUGUGUGCAGAAAACAAAAAAAGCAGGGAAGAUAUCGCGAGAGUUUGGCGUAGCUGGCGGUGGGUUGCAGCAGACAGAGGGAGAAGGCAGGCAGCAUCAUGGCGGACAGAGACAGUGGAAGUGAGCAGGGUGGAGCGGCAGCGGGCCCGGGCAUCGGUUCCAUGCACCUAGCGACCGGAGGGGCGGGCUCGGCGUCUGGACUGCAGCAUGAGACACAAGAGCUGGCGUCGAAGCGAGUUGACAUACAGAACAAACGCUUCUAUUUGGACGUAAAGCAGAACGCAAAAGGCCGCUUCUUAAAGAUAGCAGAAGUCGGGGCCGGAGGAAACAAGAGCCGCCUCACUCUCUCCAUGUCCGUGGCGGUCGAGUUCCGCGACUACUUGGGGGACUUUAUCGAACACUAUGCCCAGUUGGGUCCGAGUAACCCAGAUAUGGUGCAAGAUGAGCCCAGACGAGCACUCAAGAGUGAAUUCCUGGUCCGGGAAAAUCGUAAAUACUACAUGGAUCUGAAAGAGAACCAGAGAGGACGGUUUCUGAGGAUCCGACAGACCGUUAAUCGGGGCCCCGGUUUGGGAUCUACACAAGGCCAGACUAUUGCUUUGCCAGCCCAGGGACUUAUCGAGUUUCGUGACGCUUUGGCUAAACUUAUUGACGAUUACGGUGUGGAGGACGAGCCUGCAGAGUUGCCAGAAGGGUCAUCUCUUACUGUGGACAACAAACGCUUUUUCUUCGACGUCGGAUCCAAUAAGUACGGGGUGUUCAUGAGAGUAAGCGAGGUAAAGCCAACGUACCGUAACUCAAUCACGGUGCCCUACAAAGUGUGGUCCAAAUUUGGGAAUACUUUUUGUAAAUAUGCCGAGGAGAUGAAGAAGAUCCAGGAGAAACAGCGGGAGAAAAGGGCAUGUGAGCUGCAGCAACAAGAGAUGCAUGCAGAUGAUGGAGAAGAGGAUUGAUAUUGAUAUAUAUAUAUUAUAAAUAUAUAAAUAUAUACACAGCAAAACAUGCAAAAAAUAAUCCGAAUAACAAAAGAGAAAAUACUUAAACUCUACUGUAUAAAGAAAGAAAUGUUAAGAUUUAACUGUUAUGGUUUAACUCCAAGGGAGCAACGCCCACAAUAUAAGAAACCAACUCAAACCAACCGUUCUGACACGUUAUCACCCAUCGCUGGAUGUUAUCCCACUUACCCACCAUUAAUACAGUAACAGGCUGCUAAACAAAGUAAUAACAUUAUAUUUGAACAUUGUUUCCUACUUGACGACAAACUAUAUUGAAGUGGUUUCUUUCCCCUAUUAACAGAGAACUUUUGUACAAGUCAAAGCUAUUAUAAAGUGUUUGCAUUGUUCAUUGAAAUUGUUGCCGAGUUGUAAGAGAAAAUAAUGUCCUUUUCAUGUGAGCUAUUGUCUUCAGCACAAAUCAGAUCAAACCGAAAGUUUGUUUAAGGUUGUCAUAAUGAACUUGCCAUCCAGAUUACCUUUACAUAGAGAAGUGUUUACACCUGAUUCACAUGAGGGCUAGACCUGGUUUGAAACUGGUUUAGGUGUCAUGCAGUAUAAAAAAAACAUUUAUAUAUCUAUAUCUAUAGAUAUAGAUAGAUAUAGAUAGAUAUAUACAGGCAUUUUUCAUCAAAUGAAAAUUUGUGCUCUAUCUCCUGUGCAAUAUGCAUUGCACCAAAUCCGUUUUUUUGUUGUACUGGUCAAUGGACAAGAAGACAUUUUCCAGAGGCAUUCAAAGAGACAUGAAUAGUGUAUCUUUUGUUUUCAAUUGAAGUUGUUGCCACGCGGAUGGGUUAUACUAUAGGCUACCGUUGUGUGUCGUCGUUAUGCAAUGUGUUUGUUUUUAAAGGUACUCAACAUGUAUUUUGAUAGAGGAUGUGCAGUAGCAACAUGUAGCAAAUGGCCUGAUAGCGUAUUUUAAGAAGAGCACUUAAAAGAGGACAAGCACGUAAAAAUAACACGUCGGUAGUGGAUUGGCUUAGGUGUGUCGUCCGAACAUACGGACAAAAAACAAGCAUAGCAUUAUUGGUCAGAAAUAUUAACCAUGCAAAGUCACACAAUCAACAUAGUGCCAAGGAGUCCUAUUGCUGCAUGUUUAACUGCACAAAAGCUAGAUCGAUGUUGGUCUCCCGAAUUACUGGCUCAAGAGUCCCCCUCUACGGCGAGGGUUUAUCUAUGUAUAGUCCACUGAUCUUGCAUAUUGAGUGAAUUUUCCAUUCAAAAGGCAUUGUGUAGGUGUUGUGAAAUAGGUUUGAAAGCAUGAUUGUACCUUGACAUCAGACCUGUAUCAUCAUAAUAUCACCUUCACACUAUGAGGACGGACGCCAAUUGAAAAACAGAAAAUGGGCCAAUGGGAGAAUCGGAUGUCAGAAGCAGUCGUCCAGACUCCUUUGGGUGUCAGAAACAGACGGUCCAUCCCCCCUGCAAUUUAAGGAGCUAUGUUUUGGGAGACAUACUCUGCUCAAUAGUAUUACUAAAUUGGGUUAGCCCAGAUAUUUACCCUGGACAUUAUGGUCCCUUGUUUUGGUCUUAAUUGGAGAUACUUGGGACUGUCUACAACUGGAAGUAAUCCGGUUGCAUCUCAUAGAUGUGUUAGCGGUUUUAUAAACGCGCCGCCAGCUAUAGCUUGGUGUUUAGACUGGCAACAAUCAGAUAAUUUCAAGAGUUACCUCAGCAUUCAUUUUAAACACUUGCUCCCCCAUGUUUUUUCGAUUUGACUGGAAACCAGCGGACUAGACUUAAGUCCUUGACCACCCUGUUUUCUUGGGAGCCUCAGCUUUCUUUUAGUCCCCUUUAACUCUUGACCUGACUGGGGAGUGCCCUCUUCACCAUGAAGACGACCUGGUGCCUUACACACAUGCUUACACCCCGGCCCGGCGCUCUGGAUCGCAUUGGGGGCUUCUCGUUCUCAUAGCUUAUUCUUUUACUAUCCUUAAGUACAUAUUCUUUUCAUUUUUUAGGUGGCUCAGUCCCCUAGUGCACUAUUGCACUUCUCGUGGUGCUACUUGAGUUCAACGUGGACUCUUUAGUAAAAAAGCUAUAGGAGCAGAAUUCUAUGCUUUUUCUGCUUCCUUCCUUCCUACCUUCCUAUUUUAGUUCCUUUCAUCCUUCCUUUCUCCUAUCUUCCGACCCUUGUUACCUUCCCCAUAGCCAUACAGUUCCUUUCUUCAUAAUUCAGUUCCUUUCUCACUCCUUCAGUUCCUUCCUUCCUUCCUAUCGUCUCACUUUGUUCCAGUUCUCAGAGCCAUCCAGGUAUCGGCCCAGAGUUAAACAUGAAGGUGAGGGUCACCAUAGCUGAGAGAUGAGGAAGAGCAGCUCGGAGCAUUUCCAAAGGGGUAUCGGGGACGCUUGACGGACGUGUUCAGGCCAGGGGUUCAGACCCCUCUCCGGGAGACCUCCAUGAUGAAAUACUUUGUUGUCCGACCUGGGUACUAACAGGAUAGUCGCUAAACUAAUGGGGGAAUAGCAAGCAUGUCUUUUCAUUGUUCAUUUGGAUUUAAUUCAUUUUCAUUAUGAAUUGUUUUACCUUUGCAGCGUUAUCAUCCCACAUUAUUUGUAUUUUUGGAAUGUUUGUGCCCACUUUAAAAAAAAAAAAGUUUUUUUUUUUUUUCUUCUGUGCAACAUUUCAUCACUGUGUGCAAUAUCGUAUGUGCCAAUGGUGGCAAUAUAUGUAUAUCAAUUAAAUAUAUGAUUACUAUUUGAACGCAUGUGGCUGAAUUCCAUGUUUAUUUAUCUGUUGGAGUUUAGCCUUUUAUUUGCACUUGGAGCGCUCCGUCUGGGAGAGAACCAUUGAGUUCAACUAGUUUUGGGACAGCACCAUCCGCCUCAAUACGCUGUUAGUAUUUCAACUUGAUACAGGGCCACGUCCUCAUUGGCACGUUGAGCCACCUCUGAUACCUCUGUACAGGAGCCAGGGGGGAAGUGUUGGUUUAUUUGGUUGUAUUCACGAGAUCAAGAGCCUAUUCCCUCGUCUGGGUGAAGAUUGAAACUCCAUAUACAGUGACAUUUCCUUGUUUUGUUUUUUUAGAUCUAAUGUGAUGGUGCUCUGGUCCAUUCCUUAUGAAGGAGAAAGGUGUACUGAUCAUCGCUGAGUGUAGCACUUUUUGCUUUUCCAGGUUUAAUGAGAUGCCUGACCAAUACUUGUUUUAAAAAAAUAAUCGCUACAAAGAAUGUCAUUCUCUCUUAUUAUUUUGUCGCCUUUUUAAUAGAAUAUAUUUGAUUUUACUCAUUUGGUUCAAAUGCAUUAAAUAUAAUUUAUGUACAUUUUGCAAAUUUUAAAAAUAAAACUAAUUUGCCCAUAUCUGGUGGGGAAAAUUGCAUUAAACUUGUAUGUGACUUAUUUUCUUGAAAGAGCUGGGUUGUGAAGACAUCGUAGGUAGAGACAUUUCCCCUGGAUAUUCACUUCUGGGGUUUAUCUGGGCUGGUAAUUCGAAUCGGACAAAACAAAAAAGUUAAAAUAAUAUUAAAACUACAACCCAUUUGUGUUUGAACCCUGUCAGAAGUACUUUUGGAUCCCUCAGACAGAUAAUGGAUCCACGUACCCACAGAUAAUGCCACAUUAUUUUGGGCGCUGUGAUUAAUAGGCUACCUUAAAUACACUGCUGACGGGUAAACCUAGAAUAAUAAUCACAGUAUUGAAAAUAGUGCCCGUUUAUAAUUGUAGAAUGUUUGUAGAGCAAACUACAAUUUAGUUAUGUGGUUACUGGCACUCCUUUUAAAAGCUAUAUAUUGGAACACACUGGGCCUCUUUGGAAUGUAAAUAAGAGUGUAUUCCCUUCCCUUGACCAGGAGCUAGUGUCACGCUGCAAGUCAAUCGAAGCGGCUUACGCAAAGCAAAUAAGCAAGUAAACUCCCUUUCUAGUAGCACAACUAUGAAUUUCAAUUUAACAACUCGUCUGAAUUUGACUGAAACAGGCAAUGCAGAUUUACAGAUAUCUCGGACUCUGUGUGUCCCUUUAGUUGUGACUUAAUGGGUAGGUCAAGACUUUUAAGGACCUGCAGACACCGUGUCUCGUGUCUACAUCUCUUUCCCUUCCUCAUGGUCUCUUUCCUCUGCUGUCUGUCUCUCGGUCCCUCCCAUUCCGCUCCUGAAAAUGCUUUCAAAAACAAUUUUCUAUUCACAGUGUGAACA
Messenger RNA from Gadus chalcogrammus (walleye pollock), 5301 nucleotides. Its product is annotated as transcriptional activator protein Pur-alpha-like. Gene Ontology annotation, cellular component: nucleus. The coding region runs from base 276 to 1130 and encodes 284 amino acids. Gene Ontology annotation, molecular function: RNA polymerase II transcription regulatory region sequence-specific DNA binding; purine-rich negative regulatory element binding; DNA-binding transcription factor activity, RNA polymerase II-specific. Lineage: Eukaryota; Metazoa; Chordata; Actinopteri; Gadiformes; Gadidae. Gene Ontology annotation, biological process: regulation of transcription by RNA polymerase II. The transcript has 2 exons. The record is from RefSeq and is a predicted model, not a curated record.